GCCCCUCAACUUCCCUCAUGACCUUAGUAUUUGCCCUCUUGUCGACGUCUUGGCCACUAUUUCGCCUUUUGGGAGCAGCGUGGAAUCUUUCUUUUCUUCUGUAGACAUCUCCGACAACUACGAUCGGAGACAUUCCUUUUUCCCAGCUCGUUUUGUGCAACAAUAGUCGCUCGCUCGUUGUCUUGAGCGCACCACGCCUGCACCUCAAUGACACCUCGGGCUAAAUGUUUUGUCAAUACCAAUAGCGCCAAUUUAAUUUCUCAAAUUAUAUAAUAAAAAAGAAAGAAGAAGAAAGGAAGGAGUGAUGACAAUCGUGCCAGGAGAAGCUGGUCCAUAGAAUUUAUUUGGAACAUGAAGCUCAUUUGCCAUGUCUAAGACAGCUGUGAGGAAGCAGCACUGGCGUUCCAGGAUGCAGGAUACCUUCGUCCCCUUGAUCGGCUCAUCAGGGGAGCUCGGCGUGGCCGUCGGAGGAGGGGCUGAUUACGGAGAGUUUCCUUUUGUCACGGCCGCUCCGGGGGACGGACUCACGGUGGGCGAUAUCAUUCUGGAGAUUGGAGGAACGCCUGUACUGGGCAUGACGCUCGGAGACGUACGGGGGGUUCUCAACUCCUGCCCCCAUCCUGUCCGCAUCAAAAGCGUGUCACCAGGCGCCACAUUGUGCAAGGAUCUCAGGUUGUACCUGAGUAAGUGCUUCACACCCGGCUCAGUGGAUAGCACACUUCAGCAGGUCAUCCGAGAGAACCUUUACCUCCGAGCUGUACCUUGCACGACCAGGCCGCCUAGAGUGGGAGAGAUCCCCGGGACAGACUAUAACUUUGUCUCCAUUGAGGAGUUUUUUUCUCUGGAGGAGUCGGGAGCGCUGCUGGAGAGCGGUAAAUUUAAAGGGAAUUACUACGGUACGCCUCGCCCUGUUCACAUCAGUACAGAAAGCCCCCCCAUCACCUACCAGGAACACCGCAACCUGCUCAGGAACUUCCGCACGCGCAGCAAGUCGCUCAGCAACCUGGAGAAGGCUGCAGCCCAAGCUGAGCGUGUUGACGAUGACCUGGGCCUCCCGGGAGGACAUCGGUCACCGACGGGGCGCCGGGCAUCGAGUGGUGGGGUCGCUUGCAUCCUAGAAAACGGCUUUGUGGGCAACAGGGCUGUAGCCAGAGGGAGAGACGUGAUGGCGGAUGACUGGGAGCAGGCUUUCAGCGACCCGGGAGACUCUCACUACAUUGACCACAAGAGGACCAGCUGGCAGAGUCCUCGAGCUCCAAGCAGGGAGUCGCUCUACAAAAAUGAAUGGUUCACCGAGUACCCAGAGGAGCUUCAGGGUUUUCUUGUGCGCACACAUAUGAUCAAGGGCUCCCGGGGCUUUGGCUUCAACAUUGUUGGAGGCAGUAAGCCAAGAGAGUUCCUUCAGGUCUAUAGUGUGACUUCGAACGGACCCUCGGCUCUCAAGACAGCGGACAUUCUGGUGUACGUCAAUGACGUUUGCGUGUUGGGAGUGUCUCACAAAAAGGUGGUGGAGAUGUUGAAAUCCGUCCCCGUGGGCCACGGUGUGGAUAUCGCCGUCAGAAGAGGAUACCCCAUGUUAUACAACCCCGACGGGUGCCCCAAAGAGUGCUUGCUGGACAGCAGCGACCCCCUUCUACUACCCACCACUACGCAGCCUGAGCCUUUUCACCAUCUACCUCGGCGCCAGACGCCCACUCCCCAGAGCCGCCACUUAAACGGCGUGGAGCCCGGCGUGUUUCUCGACGCCAACGGAAACGCCGCUUCCUUUGCCGGAAGACAGUCGUCACUGAGACGUUCUAGUUUGAGCAACGCCGCCUCACCGCCCUUGACACGCCCGCCUCGUUCCCUGAGAACGCUAGCCCGACUGCAGUCACUUGACCCCACCCUGGCCAGUCAGAGUGAUAGUGAGGUUGUCUCUGCUAUUGGGUCACACAGGGCAUCAAUGAUCCGUAAUCACAACAACAACUCGAUGUCAACCCCCCAGCAUCCUUUACGUUUCGGCACAUCCAUCAAGUCAUCGGAGAGCGACCUAUCCACCUGCACGCUGCCCGUGUCUCGCCUGCAAUUGCCUCUGUCACCCAAGAGGCCGUCGUCAUCCCCGGGCGGCCCCCGCAGCGCUCACGCCCACCUCUUCAGGCCGCAGCCCUCACACCUUCGACCUCUUCUGACGCCAGAAAGCCCUCGCCGCGGCUUUAACGGUCUCCACGGCAGCGCAACGUCCGGUCUCGGCAAGAUGGCAAAUGGGGGUUUCGGCAAAGGCGAGUUGGUGCCGGUGGCGUUGGCGCAGACUGAAGCGGACAGAGGCCUGGGGUUCAGCAUGAUGGCCAGCGGGCCAGGGGGCGAGAUGACCGUCGUCAGGAGAGUCUGGGACAAAAAGCAAUGCAACACUCUGCAGCCAGGGGAUGCUAUUGUCAAAAUUAACGGAGCUGAUGUGCAGAGUCUCAGCCUUGCUCAGGUACAAACGGUUCUUCAGGAGCACACCAAACAGGGCGAAGUCACUCUGUUGGUGUACAGAGGAGGUAUCUAUCAAUCCGUCAUCUCCCCCAGCUCCGUUCGGAGACUCCCCCCUCCUCUGCUCCAUCCGCCUCCUCCGCCCGGCCACUCGGCCAUCCUCACCGAUGCCUUACCUGUACCUCGUACGUCAUUCGGCACGCCGCCAUCCACGUUUUCGACAGGUUCCUCGCUGAUCCAGAGCACCAGCUUCUUGGAGUCCAUUCCGGUCACUCUGACCAUGGAGCCCAAGGACUGGAUCAGUACAGGUCUGGAGGAUGACGAUGGCAGAGUCAUAGAACCCGAUUCAGGCCUGGAAAUGCGAGAAGACGAGAGGGCCAGACGACUGAGAGGGUUCGAUGUGGAGCUGAAGAGAAAACCAGGAGAGGGUUUCGGCUUUGUCAUCGCCUCUCAGGAUCUGGAAAACGUCAAAGCCGCUUCUCUUCUGCCACAUCGUUUAGUGACAGUGCGCCGAGGCAGCCCAGCAGCCAAGAGCGGUCAAAUCCGGCCUGGGGAUCGACUGGAGGCCGUAGAAGGACGCUCAGUGGUGACGCUGCCUCACCGCGAGCUGGCGCAGAUCCUUCGCCGAGCAGGGAACACGUUACGCCUCACUGUCGUGCCCCGGCCAAAUGCCUACUCAACCAACCUUUCAGAAUCAACUGAGUAUGACCUCGGACACAGAAACAGGAAGGGUCAGAAGUCGCGCCCCAAACGGGAUUCCAGGUAUUACAGCGUUAACUUGGAUCGGGGCCCUUCGGGAUUUGGCUUCAGCCUGCGAGGGGGCAGCGAGUACAACAUGGGCCUCUACGUCCUGGGACUGAUGGAAGGAGGGCCUGCGUCGCGCAGCCAGAAGAUCCAGGUGAGUGACCAGCUUGUGGAGAUCAACGGAGACAGCACGACGGGGAUGACUCACAGUCAGGCGGUGGAGCAAAUCCGCAAAGGAGGGCACCGCAUCCACCUGGUCCUCAAGAGAGGAAACGGAUAUGUGCCCGACUAUGGCCAUGAGCACAGAAUCACCUCCCCCUCCCGCCUGCGGCACCCCAAGGAGCAGGGUAUGGCUGCAGUAAACCCCAGAAGGCAGAGGGGGCGCAGCUCCAAGCAAAAGAGAAGAAGCAAGUCUUUGGACGGACGAGAGAAAGGGACAAGAAGGCGUAGAAGGCGGGGAACGGGAAGUCGCUCGCCGUUGCGGAGCCCCGACUCACAACCCGGGAAAGGGGAGGGCUCUAGGAGAAGGGCAUCUCGGAGUUUACCCAGAGAAGCCCUGCCAACGAACGACAGUCAUGUGAGGAGGGUGAAGAUAGCAGAGAGAGAGAGGAGUAGAGAGAGGAAGGAGAAGAAACAGGAAGUUGCUCCUUUGGAGGAGGAUCUGGAAGACAAGGUCCACGUAGAAGACGAGGACAUAGAGGGAGUACGCGUGCUGCCAAUUCCGAGUCCUAACGAAAAGCUUCCCAGGCCCAAAUGGGAGAGCGAGGAGGAGCCUGAUGAAAUGGGGGAAAUCGCCGCAGGCUACCGUCACAUCAAGCACCUCCAGGGCUCCAUGGACCAUGAUAAUGACGACGAGCAGGGUGGAGAAACUCUUCAGAGGUUUGCGGAAGAUGAGCUUUCAAGUGAUGCACAGGAGGAAGAAUUAUCAAGUGACACAAGGAGAUAUUCCAUCUCUCAAAGGAAGCCCUUCUCCUUCCUCACUUCCGCACUUUCCUUAAAUCAGCUGAGGGACGAUGAGUCACAGUCCGGAGGUAGCCAAUCAGACGACACCGUGUCCGCCGCCAGCAUCUUCGGCCAAACGCUCGACCUGCUGCCUGGCCCUUGGCUGGCUCCCAGUCGGCAGAGGGUGGCCCGCGUUGUCGCGGAGGACGGGCUGUCGUCGAGGCCCAGGCGCCAGCAAACAGAGCGGAGUGACGAUGCCACUUGAAUGCAAUUUUGUUGAUUUGGCAACACUCACUUGGUACCAUGGCAAUUCACAACCUGAAACAUUACUCACAAAAGGUUUGCCGCAUCACAAAAACAUUUGACCGUAUCUGCAGUAAUUUGUGAUGACCAUUCCAAAGUUUACAGAAGAUGAAAUGAAGUUCACUUGUAUAACUUCUACUUCAUCUUCUACUUGAUCCUGAACUUUUUGUGAGUAGUCAGGUGUCAUUUUCAUUGGUCAUGCGCAUGGAAGAAUACCAUGGUACCACGGAGACACACACGGAGAGCUUCUUCAACAGCUUCCCUUAUAGCGAUUAUGGCAGCCAUGCUUGAAAAGUAAUAGCAAAGCAAAAAGACUAAUUCUCAGACCAGUUAAAUUAAAUUUGAUCAUUCCCCGUGGCACAUCUGAUGAUACUAACAUGCCGUUAAACUGUUGUUGGGAAUCACCGCUCUUUUCCGGCUUGUCAGUCUAAUUGUUUUUUUAUCUUGGAUUUUUUUUUUUAAUACGUACGUAUAUGGAAAACAUAGUUCUGCAGUCUAAUCAUCUAAAUAGAAGAAUAUUUGCACAAUUGAUCAUUUCAGUGUGGCAACUUACUUCUCAGGUAGUGGGACCGUAUCUGUGCUUGUUUGGCAAGUUGUUAUUCUCCCCUGGCAAUUUAGUCCUCGCUAUUUUCCCCAUCUGUCUGGCGCCAUUAUCCCCCAUGAAUGGAAACUGAUGAGGACCAAUUGAAUUGUUUUUCUACUGGAACUUGUUCUGGAUUCUUAUCCCAAAAUUUGUGGUUGUAUUCUUCGUGCCUUUUUACAGCUGAUUCUUGGCUAAUAUUUCAUGUUCUAGAUAUUUUCUUGUUUCUCUGGGUCACUUUUCCCUUUAUUCUGUUGCACUUUUGUCUUAAAAUUGGUUCCAGGGUAAUACGGUAGAGCAGAUAUUUUUUGUAACUUAAAUUAAAACAGAUACAAUAAAUAUGCAUAAAAUACACAUACAGGUUGAACUUUUUCAUUCAUGUGCUAAAAAAUAUCCAUACAUCAUCAAAAUUGGAAGUCAACAAUCUGUGCCAUAGUUCUGCCCAAUGUGACUAAAUGUUCUCAAAUGUGCUUCAAUAAAAUAGAAAUACACAUACUUUUUAUAUUAAGAUUUUUUCUCCUACUUUGAGAUUUCUGUUUUUAACUGAAUUGUUUUGCAACAAUGAAAAUACUUUUAUUUUAUUUUAAAUAUAUCUGAAUGGGACUUAUAUGCACCACGGUUGUCUGCUUCUCACUUCCUUCCUUUCUGUAAAGUAUCUGCUCCUUUAAGAAGUCUGCAUUAGUCUUCAUUUAUACCUCAUGACGACUCCAAGCAAUAAAAAUGCAAUUAUCCGCCCUCCCUUUCCGUGUAGUCGGCCCACGCUCCACUGUAUAGUUCACAAUAAUUGUGAUGACGCAAAUCCCCUUUUCAAAGCCGCUUUUCCUCAAGGUGUGGCAUUCUUCACUCAAAAUAUAUUCUGUAAAUAUGUACAUGUCCGUAAUUAUUCAUCUCUACUGUAUAUGUCACGCAACAGCUGUCCAUUUAUAUUGCCACUUGCGUGAUGGAAAGUACACGAAAGAGCUUUUGUGAAGGACCGAAUAGAUUUUUGAUCGUGCCAGCAGCACGCCUGGCACGAUCAUGAAUGUUUUCUUCUAUGCGACUUGAGUGUGAAUUAGGAUGCUCACUUUUUUUUCUCGAAGUUAGUGAGAGGUGGGCGGGUUUCAAUUUGUAUGCCCAUGCGUUACGUUACCACGUUUCCUUGGUAACAAACUGCGUCAUCCCGACCAUUGUCUAACUGUGAAUCAUAAAUUGGAAUUAAUGGGGUCCUUGUAAAUCGCUCAACAUCUCAUCAUCAUUCAUGGUGUUUUAUUCAAUAUGACAAUGUGUUUUUUCAUUGUGUUACAGCAAUCGAAAAGACAUUAUGAAGAGAAACUUUGAGAUGUUAUUUUUCUAUAGAUUACCUUUUUUUUUUUUCAAUUACUCAGGUUAUCAGAUACUUAAGCCAUUCGGAAGGGAAAGUUACACAUUUUCAUAAAACAGACUGUUAUUAUCGUGCUGGAAAAAUCCUCUUCACACGUUCUUGGAUUUAUUUCCAAAAUUGAUGAAAUACCGGAAGAAUGACACCGCCGAAUCCCUGAUCAGUGUCGAUUUAAUUUCACUUUUUUUUUUUUUUUUAGUUCCCAAAGCAGAUGAUAUGUCUGAAGUGUAAACACGUUGUAAUAAAAGUGAAAAUAAAGUGCUGAACCAA
This is a messenger RNA of Syngnathus typhle (broad-nosed pipefish), 6647 nucleotides long. It is a transcript of the gene magixb, whose product is annotated as membrane-associated guanylate kinase, WW and PDZ domain-containing protein 1. Gene Ontology annotation, cellular component: cytoplasm. Bases 368 to 4402 code for a protein of 1344 amino acids. Lineage: Eukaryota; Metazoa; Chordata; Actinopteri; Syngnathiformes; Syngnathidae. The transcript has 16 exons. Gene Ontology annotation, biological process: signal transduction. Gene Ontology annotation, molecular function: protein binding. The record is from RefSeq and is a predicted model, not a curated record.